GUCGUGUAGUAGCACUCCCAGCACUAUAAAUUAACAAUGGUGAUCGUCCAACGCUUAACAUUCACAUCCUUCUAGUCUUUCUUGUGGGAUUUUUGAGUAGUGUACGAGUUAGCGAAUGGUGAAAUAUUUCAAGUCUCUUAUUUUGCUAGGCCUUCUGCUUGGCCUUCUGCUUGGCUCCGUUGUUCUUGUAUCCUCUGCUGCUGAAGCUGAGACAUCCAAAGAUGAGAAAAAAGAGGAUGAGCCAAAGGAAGUUAACCAAGGUGGCGGGGGAUACUGUGGCCAGUGUUGCUAUCGCUAUGGCCGCUACACUUGCGGCAGACAGUGUUGUUGGCCUGAAGUUGCUGAUCAGUCCGAAGUAGUAGUUACCGAUGACGCAGUACAGGACAAUUUUGAAACAAAGCAGCCUGAUGGAUAUGGAGGCUGGGGAGGAGGCGGACGUGGUGGCGGAGGUUGGGGAGGAGGUGGACGCGGUGGCGGAGGCUGGGGAGGAGGUGGACGUGGUGGAGGUGGCGGUGGGGGAGGAGGUGGACGUGGCGGAGGUGGCGGCUGGGGAGGAGGAGGACGUGGCGGAGGUGGCGGCUGGGGAGGAGGGGGACGUGGUGGCAGUGGCGGCUGGGGAGGAGGGGGACACGGUGGCGGCGGAGGAAACUGA
Molecule: messenger RNA, 652 nt
Organism: Pyrus x bretschneideri (Chinese white pear)
Lineage: Eukaryota; Viridiplantae; Streptophyta; Magnoliopsida; Rosales; Rosaceae
Product: acanthoscurrin-1-like
Exons: 2
Coding region: 116-652 (178 amino acids)
Source: RefSeq, a predicted model, not a curated record